CGCCCCCGGCCCCUGCGGCUCGCGGGGCCGGCAGGGGCCGCGCGCCACACGCGGCCGGGCCUCGCGCGGAGCGGCCGCUCGCGCCCGCAGCCCUCAGAGCCCUGCCCUGCCCGGCGCGGAGCCGCAGGUGCCGCCGCCGGCAUGCUGCUCUCCAAAAUCACCUCGCUGGCGCAUCUCCGCUCCGGGACCGCCGGGGAGCUGCACCCCGCCAAGCUACAGCCAGGUCAGGGACGCCCGGCGUGGGGGUGCCCGUCCCGGCUCGGGGCCGGCCGGGGCAGCGGGCGGAGCGCUGACGGGCGGGUCUCGUCCACAGGCAAGGAGAAGGAGCCGCUGGAGCAGCUGUACCGGGUGGGCCCGUUGCUGGGGAGCGGCGGCUUCGGCAGCGUUUACUCCGGGAUCCGCCUCUCGGACGGCGCCCCGGUGGCGAUUAAACGCGUGGCCCGGGACCGCAUCUCGCAGUGGGGCGAGCUGCCCAGCGGCAGCCGUGUGCCUCUGGAGAUCGUGCUCCUGAACAAGGUGGGCUCUGGCUUCCACGGCGUCAUCCAGCUCCUGGACUGGUUCGAGCUCCCGGACAGCUUCGUGGUGGUGAUGGAGCGUCCGGAGCCGUCGCAGGACCUCUUUGACUUCAUCACGGAGCGGGGGUUCCUGCCCGAGGAGAUGGCGCGGGGGCUGUUCCGCCAGGUGCUGGAGGCCGUGCGGCACUGCAACAACUGCGGCGUCCUGCACCGCGACAUCAAGGACGAGAACAUCCUGCUCGACCUGGCCACGGGCGAGCUCAAGCUCAUCGACUUCGGCUCCGGCACCUUCCUCAAGGACACGCUCUACACGCAGUUUGACGGAACGCGGGUGUACAGCCCCCCGGAGUGGAUCCGCUUCCACCGCUACCACGGCCACUCGGCCACCAUCUGGUCCCUGGGCGUCCUGCUGUACAACAUGGUGUGCGGGGAUGUCCCCUUCGAGCAGGACGAGGACAUCAUCCGGGGCCAGCUCUUCUUCCGACGGCGCAUCUCUCUCGAGUGCCAACACCUCAUCAAGUGGUGCUUGUCCAUGCGCCCCUCGGACAGGCCGUCCUUGGAAGACAUUUUCAACCAUUCUUGGCUGCAGGACAUUCACCUGGAACCAGCUGAGAUCCACCUGCACAGCUUGAUCCAGGAGCCUGACAAGUAACAGCUCCAUGCAGCUCCUGGUCAUAAGAAGCAAAGAAAACCAGAGUUUUUCAUCUUGACCAUAGCACUGAGCAGGGAUCCUCAGAUGUUCUCAGAUGGGAAUGUGCACAUCUUGCCCUGGAGCUGGGCUGAGGACCUGCUCUUCUAAGUUGUGGUAGCCACCAUCCCAGCCAGCUGUCCUGGACUCCAUCUGAAUGACCUUGUCUCUUGUGAGAUUUUACCAGUAAUUUUUUUUGGACUGGUUUUGGAGGCUCUCAAGUGUCAUCUUGACCUGCUGAAUUGGAUGACCUGAUCGCAAGAAAAGCUCCAAUGGGGGAAAGCUGUGGGGAGGGCAGGGCCUGUGGCAAAGUGGCUGUCCCUUCUCACUGUCCCUUCUCCCUGUCCCCAUGCUUGUGUGCCUUCUGUUUGAUCUGAGCUGUGCUGGAGGAAAGACUUGCCUUUUCCUACAGUGCUGCUUUUCUGAGACUCGCCUGGGCCUAUAGCUCCUUUUCCCUUUUCAAAAAGGAAAUGGGUCAGAAGAUGCUUGGGAACCAAGUGGGUUAUGCCUCGCCUCCUGUGCCUCCAUCCCACACGGGUUUUCUGGGGUUCUUUGCUUCUCUGUGCCCUCACGAAUGCACAAACAAUGCAAACCAACGGCUGUAAAUGUGUACAUAGUUCUACAGGAGCAAAGCUUGAUGUACAGUUGUGAAUAGUGAUGACAUUUUGCCUUUUUUCUCAUUUCCAGUUUUUGUUUUUAAUUUAUUUUCAUAAAUUUGUCGUUUGUUUGUUUUUUAAAGGAAGAGUUCUAGCCGCUAGGAUAACUUAUUUAUUUAUUUAUAACUCAUGUGGGUUUCCAGCCCAUGCCUUGCUUCUACAGCUGCUGAUCCCCCGGUUUUCCAUUCGGGUCUUCCCUCUGUUCCUGUCCUGCGUCCAUCCCCGGGCCCGUCGUGUUUCCAUUGGGUGUCUGGUGGAGGUGUGGGGUGGCCGCUUCUCCCCAGCUGUCUGUGUACAUAGUUCUGGGUGCUGUUCUUUCCUUGCCACGUGCAGAUCUCAGUUUGCAGAUGAAUUUGGGUUUUUUCCACGGGUGUCUUGUUUUUGGGGCUGGGGAGGGGGGGUCUGGCCUGGGCUGUCUGCACUGUCCAGUCUGUACCUGUAACCACGUGCGUAGCCGGCGGGUUUUGUUAAUAGUUAAUAUUGUACAGGGGAAUUGACAAAUCUUAUUUUUUUUAUGCGGUUUUAAAUAAAAGCAAAACACUUGC
This is a messenger RNA of Motacilla alba alba, 2404 nucleotides long. It is a transcript of the gene PIM1, whose product is annotated as Pim-1 proto-oncogene, serine/threonine kinase. Bases 142 to 1167 code for a protein of 341 amino acids. Gene Ontology annotation, molecular function: protein serine/threonine kinase activity; ATP binding. Gene Ontology annotation, cellular component: cytoplasm. The transcript is spliced from 5 exons. The record is from RefSeq and is a predicted model, not a curated record. Gene Ontology annotation, biological process: negative regulation of apoptotic process; protein autophosphorylation. NCBI's taxonomy places the organism in Eukaryota, Metazoa, Chordata, Aves, Passeriformes, Motacillidae.